Messenger RNA from Lucilia cuprina (Australian sheep blowfly), 5491 nucleotides. It is a transcript of the gene fred, whose product is annotated as Down syndrome cell adhesion molecule-like protein 1. The transcript is spliced from 9 exons. The coding region runs from base 1381 to 5403 and encodes 1340 amino acids. Lineage: Eukaryota; Metazoa; Arthropoda; Insecta; Diptera; Calliphoridae. Gene Ontology annotation, molecular function: cell adhesion molecule binding. Gene Ontology annotation, biological process: cell-cell adhesion. Gene Ontology annotation, cellular component: cell-cell junction. The record is from RefSeq and is a predicted model, not a curated record.
GCGAAUGGCACAAUUCAUAAACAGUUACAAAACUUAGUCGGUGUUUAGUUCUUAAUAGGAGUCCUUUAGCUACGGGCACAAAUGUCGGCUUACUUAAUAAAAAAGCAUUUACUCCAAAAUAAACAGUAAAAAUACAACAAUCAAGUGUUGGUGAAAAGAUAUGAAAACAAAUCAAAAAUAAAUAAAUAAAUAAAGAAAUGUCAAAAUUUUAUUAAAUAAAUAAAAAAAGAAAACAAAACAAAAAUCGCAUUUAAAACAGAAAUAGUGUUAUAACAAGAAAUAACCAUAGGGGCGUAUGAGUGAUUUGAAAUUAACAUCUAAUAAAAAUAUAAAGCAUACGUCUAGAUGUUUUAAAAACUUUAAUAUGAUGGAAUAUAUAAUAUUCAUCAUCGUGAAUAGAGCUGGCAGCCGUAGCAGCAAUUACAAAAAUUAUAUUAACAAAACUCCAAUUAUUGCAAACAAGUAGAAGAGAUUUUAUGCAACGCGACAAAAAAAUUAAGCAGAAACUUUCAAUUGAAUAAAAUAUAUAUAGAAAUGAUCGCAUUACAAUGGUUUAAUAUCAUGAGUGGAAAAUAAAAAAAAAACAUUUAAUUACGACAAAUUAAUAUGUAUAAAACAAGUGGUGAUAAAAAAACAUGUAAAUUCUCCAAACAAAUUAAAUUGACAAAUUUAUUAUGCACAUUAUUAUGAGCAAAUAGGAAAAAAAAUGCAAAAAAAUAAAAAUAAACAGAAAUAAAUGAUAAAAUCAAAUAAACUUUACUCCAAUACUAAUAUUCAAAUAAACUUGUAUGUUUGUGUACAUUAAAAAAUCUUUAAAGAAUUAAAAAAUAUAAAGUAAAAUUAAAUAUGUGUGCAAAUAUGUUUAAAAGUUUAAUCCAUAUGACAAUGUUUGUAUUCAUAAAUUAAAUACAAUAUUAAUAACCACAAAAGGACUCCAGAUCCUGGCACACCUUAACAUAUAAAGCUACAGCAAUAAAAUAGCAGUAUCAAAUAUUUUAAAACAUAAAUAUGUUAUCAUAACAUAUAUGUCAGUGUAUUUAAAUGAUUAUUAAAAUAAUUAUAAUAAGAAUAAUGCUUAUGAAUAAAUAAAUGAAGAUUAAAAGCACUUAUAAAACAGCUGUAGUUCAUAAUUAAACCUAUAUUAAACAAAAAUUAUUAAGUAAAUAAUUAAUAAAACAUAAAUUAAUUGAAUAAAGUGCACAACUUUUUAUAUAUGUCAUAAUUAAAAAAGUUAAAUCGAUUCUCUUAACAAUAUAUUCGUAUGUAAAACAAUUAAAUAACAUUAUCGGCAAAAUUGGGAUUCAACAUUUGUGAAAAACUUGUCUAUCUACCGGAUCGCGCUUAAUUUUAUUUGUCAACAAAUAUAAAGGAGCAACCAACAUGGCGUCCAUUAAGCUGUUUAUUAUUGUUGUAUCAUUUUCUGUGUUAUUUACAAAGGCUGAUGAAUCAAUUGAUACACGUGAAGGUGCAGAUUUAAUACUUAAAUGUAGGUUUACUGAACACUACGAUUCAAAAGAUUUUACAUUCUAUUGGGCACGAUGGACUUGUUGUCCCACACAAUUUGAGAAUGUUGCCAUUGGAGACGUUCAAUUAAAUUCGAAUUAUAGAUUGGACUUUCGCCCGAGUCGUGGUAUUUAUGACUUGCAAAUUAAAAAUACAUCAUACAAUCGCGACAAUGGACGUUUCGAGUGUCGCAUCAAGGCCAAAGGUACAGGUGCAGAUGUACAUCAAGAAUUUUACAAUUUGACAGUUCUGACACCACCCCAUCUGCCUAUAAUAUCACCCGGCAAUAUUGCUGUUGCUACCGAAGACAAACCGCUCGAAUUGACGUGCAGCAGUAUUGGCGGUUCGCCAGAUCCAAUGAUAACCUGGUUUCGUGAGGGCAGUACGGUUCCAUUACAGUCGUACAUUUUGAAAGGCGGUUCGAAGAAUCAUUAUACAAAUGCCACGUUGCAGAUAUUACCAAGGCGGGUUGAUGAUGGCGCCAAAUACAAAUGCGUCGUUUGGAAUCGUGCCAUGACCGAGGGUCAUACACUGGAAACAACUGUCGCCCUGAAUGUGAACUAUUAUCCACGUGUUGAGGUAGGUCCGCAAAAUCCCUUGCGUGUUGAACGUGAUCAUGUCGCUAAAUUGGAUUGUCGUGUCGAUGCAAAACCGAUGGUCUCAAAUGUAAGAUGGACCCGAAAUGGUCAGUAUGUUAGCACAACGCCUACUUACACCAUAUAUCGGGUAAAUCAUAACCAUGCUGGAAAAUACACAUGCACUGCUGAUAAUGGUUUAGGUAAGACUGGUGAAAAAGAUCUGGUUCUCGAGGUUUUGUAUCCACCAAUUGUAAUAAUUGAGACUAAGACACACGAAGCUGAGGAAGGCGAAACUGUAUUGGUACGUUGCAAUGUUACCGCCAAUCCGCCGCCUAUAACUAUAGAAUGGUUAAAGGAAGGGGCUUCAGAUUUUCGUUUCAUGGGCGAACUCUUAACCUUAGUGUCUGUGAGGGCAGAACAUGCAGGCAACUAUAUUUGUCGAGCUGUCAAUCUUAUGCAACCCUUUGGCACCAAGAGAGUAGAAGGCGUAGGAAAUUCCACGGUUGCCCUGUUAGUACGUCACAGACCAGGUCAGGCCUACAUUACACCCAAUAAGCCGGUGGUACAUGUGGGUAAUGGCGUGACCCUAAGUUGCUCGGCAAGUCCUCCAGGUUGGCCAGUACCGCAAUAUCGUUGGUUCCGUGACAUGGAUGGAGAGUUUAGCAAUACGCAAAAGAUUCUAGCUCAAGGGCCUCAGUAUUCCAUACCCAAAGCCCAUUUAGGUAGUGAGGGUAAAUAUCAUUGUCAUGCUGUCAAUGAAUUGGGUAUUGGAAAAAUGGCCACCAUAACACUUGAAGUACAUCAACCACCACAGUUCCUAGCCAAAUUACAGCAACAUAUGACGCGUCGAGUAGGUGAUGUAGAUUAUGCCGUGACGUGCAGUGCUAAAGCGAAGCCGGCUCCCAUUAUAAGAUGGAUAAAAGAUGGCACUGAAAUACUGCCAGGACGCAAAAUGUUUGACAUACGCACUACUCCCACCGAAACCGCGAAUGGUGUGGUCACAGUUCAAAGUAUACUAAAAUUUAGAGGCAAAGGACGUCCGAAUGGCAAUCAAUUGGUACCAGCUGACCGUGGUCUCUAUACAUGUCUUUAUGAAAAUGAAGUUAACUCUGCCAAUUCUAGCAUGCACUUACGCAUUGAACACGAACCAAUAGUCUUGCAUCAAUACAACAAAGUGGCUUAUGAUGUGCGUGAAUCGGCUGAAGUUAUUUGUAAAGUGCAGGCAUAUCCCAAGCCAGAAUUCCAAUGGCAGUUAGGUAACAAUCCAUCACCUUUAACUAUGUCAUCAGAUGGUCACUAUGAGAUUAGCACUAGAGUAGACAACAAUGAUAUUUACACAUCGAUAUUGAGGAUUAAUCAUCUUUCACACUCUGAUUAUGGUGACUAUGCUUGCCGAGCCGUAAAUCCUCUAGACGCUAUACGUACACAAAUACGUCUGCAACCCAAGGGACCACCAGAAAGACCGACAAACCUUAAAGUAUUAGAAACUGCACAUAAUUUCGUCAUACUCAGCUGGAUACCGGGUUUUAAUGGUGGCAUGUUAAGCACCAAAUUCUUGGUAACUUAUCGCAGAGUACCCACACCUCGUGAACAGUUGCUGUCGGAUUGUGGAGCUGUACAUACUUUUGCGUCCAGCAGUGGCAUGAGUUCUCCUGAAUGGCUGGAAUUUGAUUGUUUUCGUGAUAAUCCUUGUAAAGUUGCACCGCUGGAUCAACAUCAAUCGUACAUGUUUAAAAUCUACGCCCUUAAUGCCAAAGGCAGCUCAGGCUACUCCAACGAAGUGUUGGCCACAACAAAAGUUAGCAAAAUACCUCCACCCCUACAUGUCACGUAUGAUCCAAAUUCUCAUAUUGUUGGCAUUAAUGUUGCUGCAACUUGUCUUUCACUAAUUGCAAUUGUCGAAUCGCUAGUCAACCGUGCAUCACCCAUGGCCACAUGGGAAAUUGUUGAUACUGUAACAUUGCUGCCUUCCGGCAACGAAGCCACAUUUAAAGAAACAACUAUUAAUCAUAUAACACAAAGAACGCACUAUAGUAUGACAGGCGGGAGGUCGAUGAGUCAUGCUGAGGAUAUAACAUUGGCAUUGGCGGAAAAUAAGCAGGGUCCAUCGGUGCGUGUCAAACUGUGUUUGCGUUCUAAUCAUGAUCAUUGCGGAGAAUACACAAAUGCUGAAAUUGGAAAAUCAUAUCUGCCUGAAACGUCAAGUUUAACAACAUCUACUAUAGUGGCGAUUGUUAUAGCAACCGUUGCAUUUCUGCUCUUUGCUGCCUUCUCGAUAAUGUUGUGUCGCUGUAGGCGUUCAACAACAUCUGCAAAGAAAUCUGCCACAAAUACUGCCAAAGAAUACGACCUAGAUUCGGGUCGACCAUCGAUUGUUGCCCAAACCAGUGGACAACAGCCACCACCGCCACCCUAUUAUCCCACAGGCAGUUUAGAUAGUAAAACUCUUGACGCUCAUGCCAUGGAGUUGACACACACUGCCGUCCAGGAUAGCGACGACCAAUUGCUCCAUCAACAACAGCAACUGCAGCAGCAACAAACACAAUGUUCCAACCAAAAGUCUUCAGCGAAUUCAUUAUAUGGCACACAAAACGGAUACGGUUAUCAUAUGACAAGUGCCAUUGGUGUCGAAGGGGACAGCUAUCAAGUGAUACCAUCGUCCGGACUUCAUACAUUAGCAGGCGGCACAGAGUGGUCAUCAAUGCAUUAUCCAACGUCCGAAAAUAAUUACACAAAUUCAAAUAGUAUAUCGGCCAGUAUUGGUAGUAAUCAGGAUACACUGUGGCGCAUGAAAAUGUCAGCAGCUGCUGCACAUGCAGCUGCCUCUAUGCAACAGCAACAACAUCAGCAGCAACAUCCGGCAACACAAAUUUAUAUUGAAAGACCACCAUCUGCAUUCAGUAGCUGUGGUGGUGGCAGUGAUCCGCUAACACAGUAUGUUGUCGAUUAUGUCGGAUAUCCGGUGCCACCACCGCCGCAUAUAACAUCGGUGGCAGCAUCCGGCAGUCAACACAGUUUUCAAAGUAGCAGCCACAAUACGUCAAGUAUAGCAACCACCACCUCAAACUCGACCACCUCCAGCUCAACGGGUAGCAGUAAUAGUAACCAAAGAUAUGAAAAGAAAAUCCCCGAAUCAACAACAUCAUCAUCACCAUCCCAGCAACAACAACAGCAGAGAAGUCAUCCUCACCAACCCCCACAACCCACCCAACGAUAUGGCACAUUGAAAAAAUCCAAACAUCAUACGCAGCAACAUUCAAAUACAACAGCAAUAACAACGGACCAACAAUUGGCUGAUAUUAUACAAGAUGUGGAAAAUUAGAAAAAAACUUGAAACAAAAUAAAAGUUUUUUUUUUUAAACACGAGCUGUUAACGACUUAAUAUGGUAAGAAAUAAAGAAAAACAUUAC